CAUCAGUUGAGUCCAAUCAAUUGCACAGCGCAUUUAGCACCAAAACCGGAUCCACAAGUCCACCAAUCCAGAAUCAAUAUGAAAUUCUUCUCAGUCGUCACCGUCUUUGUUCUCGGUCUGCUGGCUCUCGCCAACGCCGUCCCCUUGUCGCCCGAUCCAGGAAAUGUUGUUAUCAACGGCGACUGCAAAUACUGCAAUGUUCACGGUGGCAAGUAGACAAGGUUUUUGCCCGAGGAUCAACACAAGGCCAUAACUUACCUCAAGUUCACCAGACAUCAUUCAGAUAAUCGUCUUGUACAAAAAUUAGACCUAGGAUUUAGAAAAAUGACAACCAUACAAAGACAAAAAUAAAAAUGAAAAACACCUGAA
Drosophila ficusphila is the source of this 369-nucleotide messenger RNA. RefSeq names its product bomanin Short 2. The coding region runs from base 79 to 216 and encodes 45 amino acids. The record is from RefSeq and is a predicted model, not a curated record. The transcript has 2 exons. Lineage: Eukaryota; Metazoa; Arthropoda; Insecta; Diptera; Drosophilidae. Gene Ontology annotation, biological process: defense response.